AUUUUGUCUCUUUAUGGUCAUUGUUAUGAGAAAAAAAAAAAAAUCUCUUUUGAGCAGCUAAACUUUAAACCUUAAACAUCAAAGUUCUCUAUCAAGAAUAGUUCCAAGUGUCGUUUGCAUUGACCCCUUAGCUAACAUCACUUCAUUGUUUACUUUCCAUCUUUUAAUAUGUGAUUUUGCACUCCCACAAAAUAGAAUCUUUAUAGGUAAUAAUCAUAUAUGCCUAACACCCGAAAGAAAGAACAAAAAGUGUAUAAGCAUCAACUAAAUGCGUUCAUAUGCCCUGGUCCAGAACAGACAAUAUUCAUGAUGCCAACAUCAAAUACCACAGACAAGGCAAGUUAAAACCAAAUACAAACCAGCAUGUAAUUAGAAAGAAAAAAAAAAAGACUGAUAAAUGUUUAAACUGAAAACCUAACUAUUUUCAUAUAAUCGUAAGCUAACCUUAAAUGCAUUAUCUAGAUGGGUCCAACAAUAGAUGACCACUAGGGUUGCAAGCGGGGGAAUCCAAUACUCGACAUCGACAAAGGAUGUCACCACUUAUUGGGAACUUAGUCUGUCUAUAGCGAUAAAUAAAAAGUUAGAUGAGAAGACCAUGUGUGAAAUUAUGGUUCCCAGCUCUUUUUCUAUGUACUAUAUAUGUCUACAGUUGCACUGGUCAAUAAGGAUCCUCCUUAAUUACACAGAAGGACAUCAAUGUUAUCGUGAAAAAAAAGGGUCCCCAAAUUUGAAUAAUGAUUUCGAAUUAAAAAGUCAAAUAAUAAAGCGGAAGUACAAUAUAUAGCUUGUACCAACUAUUCAUUGAAUCAGAAGAAGCCAAAACCACAUAAGGCCUAUGCAAUAGUAAUAACAAAUGUUUAGCUUUCUAAUUCCAAUCAAAAGCCCUUGCGUAAGCACAUCACGUAAUCAAGUACUUAUUCCACCAGAGAAGCAUACAAGGACACAGUGGUCCAUCUCCCGACUUUUCUUCCCCUUUUUAAACACUUCAGAUAACAUUCAUUCCAAACCCCAAACCCCAAACCCAUCCCUCAACAUUGCUAAGUCUCUUAACCAAAGUUCCACCACCAUCUUCUCAAGACUACAACUUAAAAGAUUUAACCAGAAAUGGAGGGUCAGAGAAAACAACGGUGGGGUUACUUGAAAGAAAAGGCUACAGUGUCCAACCUUGAUGACGAAGAAAUGGAGAUUGUCAUGGAUGGAGAAGAAGAAGACGGGGGAGACGAAGAUAGACGGAAGAGAAUUAUGGAGAAAGUUAGAGGUCCUAGCACAGACCGUGUUCCAUCGCGACUGUGCCAGGUGGAUAGGUGCACUGCUAAUUUGACUGAGGCCAAGCAGUAUUACCGCAGACACAAAGUCUGUGAAGUUCAUGCAAAGGCAACAGCUGCAACUGUUGCAGGUGUCAAGCAACGUUUUUGUCAACAAUGCAGCAGGUUUCAUGAGCUACCAGAAUUUGAUGAAACUAAAAGAAGUUGCCGGAGGCGCUUAGCUGGACACAAUGAGAGGAGGAGGAAGAGUUCUGGAGAUACUUUCGGAGAAGGCUCAGGCCGGAGAGCGUUUAGUGGUCAACUGAUCCAGAAUCAAGAAAGAAACAGGGUCGACAUGAAAUUUCAAAUGACCAACUCAUCAUUCAAGCGAUCACAGAUCAGAUAAACACAAUAAACACACCGGCUCUCUCUCUUCUGUCAUCUACAUAUGUGCUAUCUAUAUUCUCUUGUUAUUCAAAUAAAGGCAUCCAACCAUGUAAGGAAAAGUGAGUCGUGGUAUUGAAUCCUACCUCAAUAUAUAACUACAAACUUCCUGUACCCUUUCUGCUGUCAUGUAAAAAAAACAUAUCCGCAAAUGUGAAAGACCUUUGCACUUGCGUCUAAUUAUGUUUAUUGAUCUUGUAUGUUUGAAGAUAAGAUUAUGAUGUGUUUUUAACUCAUGAGAACUCGACUUGAUCCUUGUUACGUGAAGUGCUAAUUGAAAAGGGUUAUAAUACAGUUUCUAGUAAGGGGUGCGUGUCAGCCAAAUGGGGCAGAAG
Eutrema salsugineum is the source of this 2023-nucleotide messenger RNA. Its product is annotated as squamosa promoter-binding-like protein 5. Gene Ontology annotation, molecular function: DNA binding. The coding region runs from base 1105 to 1650 and encodes 181 amino acids. Lineage: Eukaryota; Viridiplantae; Streptophyta; Magnoliopsida; Brassicales; Brassicaceae. The record is from RefSeq and is a predicted model, not a curated record. Gene Ontology annotation, cellular component: nucleus. The transcript is spliced from 2 exons.